Molecule: messenger RNA, 1766 nt
Organism: Quercus robur (English oak)
Lineage: Eukaryota; Viridiplantae; Streptophyta; Magnoliopsida; Fagales; Fagaceae
Product: probable mitochondrial adenine nucleotide transporter BTL3
Exons: 4
Coding region: 224-1537 (437 amino acids)
Biological process (GO): transmembrane transport
Source: RefSeq, a predicted model, not a curated record
GUGAACGAGUUUUGAGUGAGUUGUGAGGAGGGAAUUCCGAAUGCUACAAAGCGCGGCGAUGAAAGCGAAGCAGCCGAAUCCACCAUUUUCUAUCUUCUCCAAUGCUCCUCUUCUCUCGAAUCUUCCAAUAAUAUCACAACUCUCAUAGUAGCACUAACAAAGCUUAAAAACCUCAUGUCUCCCACGUUCAAACCCUAGAUUUCCCAAGCAUCACACUCUCAAAAUGGUAGGACUGGACCUCCGCUUCACCAACUCUCAUUCACAAGAACAAUCUCAUAUUUCUCAUACUCCAAAUCCCAAUUUCAGUGCAUUUGUUAGCGGCGGCUUGUUUCUCGAGCCCACAGCUCCUUCUUCGUUCGUUAACUUAAUUUCUUCAUCCACAACUUCUUCAAUUAGUUUAUCAGUAUCGGGUUCGGCCUCUUAUUGUACCUGUGGUAAAACACCGAUUUUUUUAGGGAGAGAGAAGAGGGCUCGAGUUGGGUUUUUGACAGUGAGCUUGAAGAGUGAUGGGUUUGUUCGGGAAUCGAAGGUGUAUUUGGUGCAAAGCGGAGAGGAGGGGUCUGAUAAGGCGGCUUCGGCGACGGCGACGACAUGUGCUGAGCAAGGAAAUAAACACAAGGUUAGGUUGCGGAGUGGCUAUGCCAUGAACACUACUAAGCAUCUGUGGUCUGGUGCUAUAGCCGCUAUGGUCUCCAGAACCUUUGUUGCCCCACUUGAGAGACUGAAGCUGGAAUAUAUAGUUCGUGGUGAACAAAAGAAUCUGUUUGAACUUGUCAAGACUAUUGCAGUUUCUCAGGGUUUGAGAGGAUUUUGGAGGGGGAACCUUGUCAACAUUCUUCGUACAGCUCCAUUUAAGGCAGUUAAUUUUUGUGCUUAUGAUACAUACAGAAAACAGUUGCUCAAACUGUCUGGAAAUGAGGAAACUACAAAUUCUGAGAGGUUUAUUGCUGGUGCUGCUGCCGGAAUAACUGCUACUGUCCUCUGUUUACCACUUGAUACUAUCCGGACCACGAUGGUGGCAACUGGUGGGGAAGCAUUGGGUGGUGUUAUUAAUACUUUCAAUCAGAUGAUCCGAACUGAAGGAUUCUUUGCUCUUUACAAGGGUUUAGUACCCUCCAUUAUAAGUAUGGCACCCUCAGGUGCAGUUUUCUAUGGUGUGUAUGAUAUACUGAAAUCAGCGUAUCUGCAUUCACCAGAGGGAAGGAAGAGAAUACAGAAUAUGAAUCAGCAGGGGCAGGAACUGAAUGCUUUAGACCAGCUUGAGUUGGGACCAUUUAGGACAUUAUUAUAUGGGGCUGUUGCUGGUGCUUGUGCAGAAGCAGCAACAUAUCCAUUUGAAGUUGUGAGAAGACAGCUUCAAAUGCAAGUCCGGGCAACUAAAUUGGGUGCAUUGGCAACUUGUGUCAAGAUAGUUGAGCAAGGAGGAAUACCAGCUCUGUAUGCAGGACUUAUUCCGAGUUUGAUUCAGGUACUUCCUUCGGCUUCAAUAAGUUACUUUGUGUAUGAAUUCAUGAAGAUUGUCCUCAAAGUGGAAUGAACAGAAACGACAGAUCCCCUGGUAGAAUUAGUUGGGAGUUUAUACAAUGUCUUGAAGAUGAACACCAAAUAUAAUUUUAGAUUGGCAAGAAUUAUUGCUGCCAUUGAUGUUCACUUCAGUGAAGGCUAUAGAUUUUUUGGCUGUGUCCACACCACUCGGCCCCAUCUACUGAUGUUGUCUAUAUUUUUGAAUUGCAAGAUGAAAAAUAAAGAACUCCCUCAACACCUCA